Ruditapes philippinarum (Manila clam) is the source of this 3000-nucleotide messenger RNA. RefSeq lists its product as uncharacterized. The record is from RefSeq and is a predicted model, not a curated record. Bases 334 to 3000 code for a protein of 888 amino acids. Lineage: Eukaryota; Metazoa; Mollusca; Bivalvia; Venerida; Veneridae. The transcript has 4 exons.
UUGGGUUUCCUGCAAAACACCCUGCAAAUUCCUUUGAUUGGAUUGAAACAUACUUGGAUGAUCAGCAAAAUAGAGAUGCUGUUAAACUUUCAAACAUUAGUAAUAACGUAUCUCAAAUAUCUAGAACUGAUAAUGAUACAUAUGACAAGCAAAAACUAAUAUAUAGAAAAUCGAAACAAAAGUGUAGAGCAGAUCCUGUGAAACGUCAGAGACUCAUCUCAAUAGAUAGUGAAUCGGAAAUCUAGGGCAGAUGCUGUUAAACGUCAGAAACUGAACUUACUAGAUAGUGAAUCGAAACGGAAAUCUAGGGCAGAUCCUGUUAAAAGGUUGCAAAUGAACUCAACCAAUAGUGCAUUGAAACGGAAAUCUAGGGCAGAUCCUGUUAAACGUCAGAAACUGAACGUAAUAGAUAGUGAUUCGAAACGGAAAUCUAGGGCAGAUCCUGUUAAACGUCAGAAACUGAACUUACUAGAUAGUGAUUCGAAACAGAAAUCUAGGGCAGAUCCUGUUAAACAUCAGAAACUGAACUCAAUAGAUAGUAAAUCAAAACGGAAAUCUAGGGCAGAUCCUGUUAAACGGUUGCAAAUAAACUUAACCAAUAGUUCAUUGAAACGGAAAUCUAGGGCAGAUCCUGUUAAACGGCUGCAACUGAACGUAAUAGAUAGUGAAUCAAAACGGAAAUCUAGGGCAGAUCCUGUUAAACGGCUGCAACUGAACGUAAUAGAUAGUGAAUCAAAACGGAAAUCUAGGGCAGAUCCUGUUAAACGGCUGCAACUGAACGUAAUAGAUAGUGCGUCCAAACAGAAAAAAAGAACAGUGACAUCAGCUGACCAAGCUAUCCUGCAGUUCAAAAGCAAAUGUUCAGAGAUGCCAGUUUUUACCUGUUGUGUCUGCUAUCGUCUCCUUUUCCGCAAACAAGUAAAACAUUGUAAUUUACUUAAAUUCCCAGAUAAAGAACUUAUUCUACGAUGUAUUAUAGUGAACAAUAUGCAUAAACCUGAGACAACAUGUGAUGACGAUUGCAAGCUGUGUCCAAAAUGGAUUUGUUUUACAUGUAACCAACAUCUCUUGAAGAAAAAAAUCCCAAGUCAAGCUUCUCUCAAUCAUUUAAACUUUGAUGAACAGCCGGACUGCUUAAAAACAUUGAAUAAUCUAGAAAAACAUUUAGUGUCACCAGUCAUUCCGUUUAUGAAAAUAGUGUCACUUCCUAAAGGUAGUCAGAAAGGAAUACAUGGACCUGUGGUUUGUGUACCGGCUAACAUUUCUACAACUGUUGAAACACUGCCUCGAUCAUUUAACAGUGAAACAAUCAUCGCUGUGAAGCUGAAACGCAAGUUACAGUACAGGGGUCAUCACCUUUUCCAACAAGUUACUCUUCAAAAGAUCCAUGAAGCGUUGUUGUUUCUCAAGAGGAAAAGUCCACAUUUCACAGCAAUUGAUAUCAAUUUGGACAAUGUCACUUCCACAACUGAACAGAUAUUUGCAUCUGAUGACACCCUUCCAGUUGUUGAAAAUCUUUCAGUUAAUGAGCAGCCUACGAACAUAUUAGAUAAAUCUGAAUAUUCUUUUCGUGAACCAUGUGUAGUUCCGGCUGUACCUAAUAUUCAUCAACAUUGUCCUGUCACUGAUCAUCCUGACCUGGCCAGCACAAGUGAUGGAGUGUCUGCUAUUUCCACUGAUCAACCGGACCAAGCCAGCACAAGUGAUGUUGUGUCUUCUAUUUCCACUGAUCAUCCUGACCUGGCCAGCACAAGUGAAGAUGUUGAUGACACUGAUCAAGACCUGCAUGAGACAUCUGCUCCUAUGGUCUCCUGUCUCCAACCAGAAGACUUGACACAAGUUGCUGGCACCCAAGAUCUUCCAGACUCUGUUUUUUGUAUUGCCCCGGGCCAGGGUUCUAGGCCAGGAACUGUGUUUGACAUGGAAUCUCGGGCAUUUCCUUACUUAUUUCCCACAGGCAAGAACACAUUCAGCCAAAAGAGAAAUGUUAAGCUUGGACUGAAUAGAUACUUUAACAGGCAGUUGUUUAGUGCUGAUUUACGAUUUGCAAGUGAUCCUCAGUAUAUUUUUUACAGCCAGUACAUAUCAGAACUGAAUACAAUUAACAGUUCUGUGUCAAUAGCUAUGCGUAAAGGUUCCAGUGGAGUGUUUGAUCAGGAUCAUAUUACAGCAACAGAACUCAAAAAUCCUCACAGACGGCAACAAAUCCUGUCUUCAGAUAAGGGCUACCAUUUCCUUUCAACAGCUCGAGGCUCACCGCCAUACUGGGAAAAAACUUUGAAAGACAUGUUCGCUAUGGUCAAACAAUUAGGAAUUCCCACAUGGUUCUGUAGCUUCUCUGCAGCUGAUAGACGCUGGCCUGAGAUAGUCACAGCCAUUUGCACACAGCUUGGAAAAUCUGUACCUACAGAUUUGGAUUGGUCUUCCUACACACAGAUAAUAAACUCUAAUCCUGUAACUGCCUGUCGCAUGUUCCAACAUCGGGUGCUCACUUUUAUAACAGACCUUAUACUAUCUUCUGCACAUCCAAUUGGACAGGUUGAAGACUUCUUUUACCGAACAGAGUUCCAGAGUCGUGGCUGGCCCCACGUUCAUUGUCUGUUUUGGUGUUCUGAUGCACCAGCUUUCAAUGCAGAUGCUGACAGCAAUGAGGAUUUCGUUAAAUACAUUGACAAGUACAUUACUUGUAGCCUUCCAGACGAACACGUCAAUCCCGAAUUGUAUGACAUUGUCAAAAAUGUCCAAAUGCAUUCCAAAGGUCAUUCAAGGACAUGCAAAAAGGGAAACAGAGACUGUAGGUUUGGCUUUCCGCGUCCAAUAUGUUUACAUACUUUUAUUGCUACCCCUAAAGAGCCACCAGAAAAUGUUUCGCAAGCAGAAUAUAAAAAAGCUGCUGUUGACCUGUUGUCUGCUGUCUCCGAUGCCAUAAAAACAUGCCAGGAAAAGGAAGAAGAAGUAGUGAUGACCGAGGCGAAAAUCUUUUUAGUCUCUUUAAUAUAA